UAUUCUUCGACGAUCUUAAGAUGUUACAGACACCCACUUAUAUGUGGAUUGUGCUUAUUUUACAAAAAUAAAAAUAAAUAAGGUUUAUUUUUUAAAGAUUUAGCAACCUUAUUAUGUUUUGACAUCAUUGUAAAUAUACUGUCAUCUAUCCACCACCUAAAUUUUCCAUCAUCCUUACCCCUCAGUUGAUCCUUCUCCCUUUUUCAGGUGGUUAAUACAUUUUAUAUAGCACAUAUUGAAAAGGGUAAGACUAAUGCAGGUUUAUUAUUAACAUAUUCAUUCCACUCCAUUUUGGUCUUGAAAUAAACCUGCAUAUUCUCUGUAAAUUCUGUGGUCUUUGAGGACAAGGUCUGGCUGUUAUUCAGGAUCGAGAAAAUGAAGUACAUACCCUUAGUAGGUAAGGUGGCAGGAAGCACUACUUUAUGAAAUUAUCAGUGGAAUUGUGAAGGCUUUGACAGCACAAAAUCAAAAUAGGCUGGCAAAAAUAAUAAAUAUCUUGAAACUUCUAAGAUAAAACUUUUCCUAAAUCAUCAAAUAAUUAUUAUUUAAUUGCUCUAAGGAUAGCAUGCAGUGCCUUUAGUUGGCUAUAAUUCAAGUUUUUCCAAUUGUACCAAUGUCUAAUUUAUUUGCACAUAGUCACACAAAAUUAAUACAUUAAUAAUUAACCUGCAUUAGAAUGACAUGUUUCCAAUAUAUACUAUAUGAAAUAUGUCAGCUAAUUAAAAAGGAACAAAGGAGGAGGUGAGGUCAUGGAAAGGAGAAAAAUGUAGGUCGUGGAAGACAUGAGUAUUUAAGUAAAUGAGCAAAUAUGUAAGCUCUAUUAAAAGUAUUGCCAUUAAAAUACUACUGGAGAAAUUCUGCUUAAAGAGUUCUGCACAUGGAAAGAGGUGGAGGUAGGUGGGGGGAAUCACGAAAGAUGAAUUUGAAGUUUAAAGUUCUAUUAGGAAAUACUGUCUCUGAAAUAAUGACAAAUUUAUACCUUUUGGACCUAGAAAUAAAAUACAAUGUUAUUUUAACAUCUCAUGUUUUAUAAUUUUAAUAAUAUUGUCACUAAUUCUAUUUUUCAGAAACCGUAUCUGAGAACUACCUCCAUCCAGUGCUUUUUGGGUUUACUUCUGAACAGUCAUUUUUUAAACGAAGUUGGCAUUCAUGUUUUCAUUUUGGGCAGUGUCAGUGCCAGUCUUCCUAAAACAGAAGCAAACUGGGAGGAUGUAAAGUGUGAUUUGGAAAAAAUUGAAAAGCUUAUUCAAUCUGUACAUUUUGAUGCCACAUUAUAUACUGAAAGUGAUGCUCACCCUAAUUGCAAAGUAACAGCAAUGAAUUGCUUUAUCCUGGAGUUAAGUGUAAUUUCACAUGAAUCCAGAAAUAUGGAGAUUGACGAAACUGUAGAAAAUCUUAUCAUUCUAGCAAAGAGCAGUUUAUCUUCUAAUGGGAAUACAACCGAAUCCGGAUGCAAAGAAUGCGAGGAACUGGAGGAAAAGAAUAUUAAGGAAUUUUUACGGAGCUUUUCGCAUAUUGUACAAAUGUUCAUCCACUACCCUUCUUGAUUACAAUUGAUCAUCUUCAGCAUUUCUGUUAUUAACAAACAUCUUUGUGCUGCUUCGAGAAAACAAAACACCGUAUUUCAAAUAUGCUGCCAGAACAUUUUCCAAACAAGAGGAUGAACAGGAUCUUGGCUCAGAGGAAUUCUCAGAAAAGAAGACAGAAAAAAUGUCUUAAUAAAAAAUCAGUUGCCAUUCGUUGAUAUGGCAAGCUGACCUUACAUGCUUCCGAGUAAAACUCACUCUGUGAGAGUUUUCAAUGGCUGAUCCUUUCAAAGUAGAUCUUUAGCCCUUUCCUCUGAAGAAACUCUGGGUGAACUUGCACUUCUGACCUUGAGGUUGCCAGCCAGCACAUUAACUUUUCCAGAGUGACUAUGAGCUACCAUUUUGUGUUGUGUUUUUUAAAUUUUAAUUUAUUACCGAGCAUGUAUAUAUUUUAGUGUAACAUAAAAUAUUAAAUAAAAUGAUGUAAAUAUUUUAACAUUUAAAAUUGCACUGAUAUUUUGCCUUUCACAAGAAAUAGGAGAUGUGUUCCGGAGUGAGUGAGAAUCAAAAUAUUUGACGAUUAUUUAGCAAGAGCUGCUUAUCAGUGGCAAGAGAAAGGUGUGAGAGCGGGCUUCCAUCAGAUGGACAACCUUGCAAAGCCCACGUGACAGUUCUACUCUGUGCUGCAGGGCCCCCCCCCAGAGUCACAGCCAACUCAACCAAGAUAUGUUUGCUUUAAUUAUCAAUGUUGGACAUACCGAACCUCGUGAGGAUGAUCCUCCUCGUGUGAAAUCACUAACUGCUAGCCUUCAUUUCCCUUUCAGUUGUCUCUGACCCCAAAGGAAGCAGUUACUGUCUGUGAUAUAUAAAGCACCCUUUAUGGAGGAAAUGACAAAAUUGUAAGUGCCUGCUAGAAAAUGUACAUUAAUCCAUAAUCAACAUUGACAGAUAAGUACCCUUGUAUGCAGAAAACUAGUACUGACAUAUUUUAUGCUUUCCCAAGUGUAGACAUUUUAUUUUUAUAUUGCUUUUGCCAUGUGUGUAAAGAAACUGAAAAUGUGUUGAAAUUGCCAAUUAUCUGGUAGAAAAUAAUUGUUUAUAAUGCUUUGUCUCAAUUGGCUAUCUAAAAUUAGCGAGUGCUCGUGUAGAACUACGAGAUAAAUGAACUAUUCUUGUAUCAUUAUGACUUUAAGUCCUUUAACUCCAUUUAUGCCAAAGGAAAUAUUAGAGCCUUGAAUUUGUAAUAACCAAGUUUUCUCAGAACUGAUGAAUUUUCCCCAAUAUAUCUUUUUCUCUGAUAAUAAACAUUUUGACUCUGA
Echinops telfairi (small Madagascar hedgehog) is the source of this 2845-nucleotide messenger RNA. RefSeq names its product interleukin 15 (gene IL15). Gene Ontology annotation, molecular function: cytokine receptor binding; cytokine activity. The record is from RefSeq and is a predicted model, not a curated record. Bases 1023 to 1547 code for a protein of 174 amino acids. The transcript has 5 exons. NCBI's taxonomy places the organism in Eukaryota, Metazoa, Chordata, Mammalia, Afrosoricida, Tenrecidae. Gene Ontology annotation, biological process: neutrophil activation; positive regulation of tyrosine phosphorylation of STAT protein; immune response. Gene Ontology annotation, cellular component: extracellular region.